Molecule: messenger RNA, 2686 nt
Organism: Ictalurus punctatus (channel catfish)
Lineage: Eukaryota; Metazoa; Chordata; Actinopteri; Siluriformes; Ictaluridae
Gene: pigt
Product: phosphatidylinositol glycan anchor biosynthesis, class T
Exons: 12
Coding region: 56-2029 (657 amino acids)
Biological process (GO): attachment of GPI anchor to protein
Cellular component (GO): GPI-anchor transamidase complex
Source: RefSeq, a predicted model, not a curated record
CUCAGAUGACUGCAACAAGGAAGCGCCUCUACAGGAAAUCCAUCCUCGGGCAGAAAUGGCGGCGCUCAAGUUGCGUUGGGGUGCAGUAUUUAUUUUGAUUUUUGUCAGUCUAUUCCUGACUUGUAAAUGUGACAAUGUUGAAAAUUCAAACGAGUCAGUUAGAGACAAGGACGUUGACCCGAGCGCAUCACAAGCAGCGAGUCCCGGCGAGACUCGGCACGGUGAAGAAAGCAGUACUGAAGAGGUUCAGGCUGAAAAGCAGCAGUGGCACACGACAGAGUUUGGGAUAAACGAUGCACUUGAAGCCGACAAAGCUGACUCCAAGACUCUGAAUGAUUCUCCUGGAGACAGCAAAUCUUUCACUCCACCGCCCGCUAAAGACCACUUUCAGGAGGAACUGGUGAUCCGACCCCUCCAUUCCGGAGACAUCUAUGCGAGUUUCCAGUUUGGCAUACAACUGGACACAGAUUUUGAACAAGAAGAAAAGAAAGUAUCCCACUACCGUCUCUUCCCAAAGUCCCUGGGCCAGGUGCUGUCUAAAUUCUCAGUGCAAGAGCUGCACAUCUCCUUCACACAGGGCUACUGGAGGACCAUGCAGUGGGGGCAGCCAUUCAUUCCUGCUCCUCCUGGAGCCGAGCUAUGGGUUUGGUUCCACAACACAGUGCUUAAUGUUGAUGAGAACUGGAAGGAGCUCACCAAUGUUCUGUCAGGCAUCUUCUGUGCUUCUUUAAAUUUUAUUGACUCAACCAACACGGUGCAGCCUACUGCCUCUUUCAAACCCCUGGGACUGGGAAAUGCGACUGAUCAUCGUUUCCUUCGUUAUGCCACGUUGCCACGGGAAAUUGUCUGUACAGAGAAUCUGACCCCUUGGAAGAAGCUUCUUCCUUGUGGCUCAAAGGCUGGACUAGCAGUGCUGAUGAAGUCAGAGAAGCUUUUCCACAGCAGUUUUCACUCACAGGCUGUGCAUAUCAGACCUGUCUGUAAGGAUUGGCAAUGUUCAGGCACAGCAUGGGAAUUAAGACAGACCCUCGGUGUGGUGUUUGAUCUCUACACCUCUGGCCAAGGCAAAAAGGAUUGGUCCCUUUUCAAGAUGUUCUCUCGCACUCUGACUGAGGCUUGCCCUCUAGCAUCUUCUAGCAAAGUCUACGUGGACGUCACAGACAACCCUGAGAGUGAGCUGUUUGACCUGAGCCCAGCCACACCUGUCCUCAACACAGCUGUAGUUCUGGGAGAUCGCAGGACUUAUGCUGUGUAUGAUCUGACCAAAGCAGUGACUUUUGGCCAGCUACGUUCUCUCAAUCUCUUAAUGCGAUGGAAAGGGGAAAGUGGAGACAUGCUGCGUCCCCUGCUCCAUGCAGAGCGCUAUGUGGCUGGAUUUGGACUCCAAACGGGCGAGAUACACACACUAAUCUAUAAUAACCAUCCAUACAGAGCUUUCCCUGUUCUCCUGUUGGAGUCAGUGCCCUGGUAUCUGCGACUUUAUAUUCACACGCUCACUAUAACCAGCAAGUCACGUGAAAACAAACCAAGCUACAUUCACUACCAACCUUCAAAAGACCGCUUGCGUCCUCAUCUCCUCGAGAUGCUCGUGCAGUUACCCCCUCAUUCGGUCACUGAGGUGACAGUGCAGUUUGAAAGAGCUCUGCUAAAGUGGACAGAAUACCCACCAGAUCCAAACCAUGGUUUCUACGUCGGAUCAUCUGUGAUAAGCGCUCUUGUGCCAAGUGUUGUUGCCAUGGACAUCAACAGCACUCUGGAGCGUCCGCUUUUCAGCAGUUUCUUCCAUACCAAAGAGGAGUCAAGCUACUUUGUGCGUGUGUACACUGAGCCUUUGCUGGUUAAUUUGCCCACGCCUGAUUUCAGCAUGCCCUAUAAUGUUAUCUGCCUCACAUGCACGGUUGUGGCUGUGGCCUACGGCUCUUUCUACAACCUACUGACCCGCACCUUCCAGGUGGAGGAACCUAGCCCACCGCUAGCUAAACGCUUAGCCAAUAUCAUCCGCCGCAUACGGGGAGUACCACCACUAUGAAGGACAUGAAAUUAAUUUUGGAGCUUAUUAGGCAGCUUGAAAUCUGUCGACAUCUUGAUUUGUGGGAACCCAAGGUUUUCUUAACAUGGCUGAGAGGAGAAGAUGUCAUGAAGAAUGCUGCAACUUAAAGUUUUACCAAGAACCAAAUGUUAUGGGUCUGUGGGUUUUGAGUCUGUUUACACUGGAGAAAAUGAACUAUUUCAGCAUGAUUUGGGGUAAGAGGGAUUAAUUUACAUCUGGGUAUUUAAAAAUGUACCACUGUGUAUUGGCAGUUUCUUAUUCCAUUCAUCUGGAAGACAAGCUUGCAGCAGAUAGAAAUGUGAACCCUUUAUUAUUGUACUUUGGGAAUGAGCAAGCCAUUACUCACUCAUCCAGUGAAGAUGGAAAAAAAAUUCCAUUAAGUGUAUUGUAGCAAUGUUAUUGCUGUGAAAUUGAUUUCCCUUGGAAGUACAAGGCUUGCUUGUUUCUUCAAAAAAGGGCCUUUCAUUGGAAUGCCAUUUUAACUAUCCUGAGAUAAGCAAACAAAUGCAUGUGUAAACAAGGCAAGGAUCUAAAAUGUGUUAAAUUGGCAUUUCUUUUAUUUAUAGAGCACAGAUCUGCGUGACCGAUUUCAAAUUGAGGUACUCAGUGAGCAAUAAAGCUAAAUUUACUAAAGUA